CCAAAUAGGAAACUUUAAAUUUUUUUUAUCUCGUAAUCCGUGAGUCUCCGCAACUUGAAAUUUUGCAAAAAGCUUUCUAUUUAUGAGUACUAUGACAAAAAAAUUGUGAACUUCCAAAUCGACAGACCAUAAAGGAAAGGUUAGCCAACGGCUAACUUAUGUCGGACAUUUUAUAAACAAAUUUAUAAUCCUUAAAACCCAAUAGAUAACAAUGUUUUUUUCGACCAAAUCAUCGUAAAGCAUGCCUAAUAACUGAUAAAAUUAAAAUCGAAUGAAUAUUUUUUCACCUUAUCUGUUAUCUUAAAUUAAAACUUGCAAAACUGCUAAAGUCACUACCUACCUACCAAUUUAUUUUUGUUAAACAAAGAGUGUAGGUUUUAUUUAAGUUAUAAUUAGAACUAGAUACAAUGACAACUGUGCAUAACAACAUCGUAUCAGGUCCAGAAGAAAGGCCCAUUCCAGCUCAUUUAUCAUUUGGUCAAUAUUUGUUUGAUCAACUAAAAAAAGGUGGAGACCGUGUAGCGCUGGUGAGUGCAGAAACUGGAGAACCUAAAAGUUACAAUUUUUUUUUACAAAAUAGUGUUAAUUUAGCACUGACUCUCCAAGAAUUGGGACUAAAGAAAGGUGAUGUAGUCUCCCUAAGCAGUGAAAACCGAUUUGAAUUUAUUGUAACUUCCCUAGCCGUUAUAUACUGCGGAGGUGUUCUCUCUACACUUAAUAUAACAUAUUCACCAGGUGAAAUUAUUCAUAUUCUUAACAUAACAAAGCCUAAGUUUGUAUUUACUUCGCCAAUCACAGCUCAGAAUGUGUAUGAUAGUUGUAAAGAUCUAUCAUAUGUGAAACACAUCAUUACAUUUGGAGACUUUGAUGUAAUCCCAGGCCUUAUGUACAAUGACUUAAUGAAGAAGGAACAUAAUAAUGUGGAAGAUUUCUCAUUAGUUGAUGUAAAUGGAGUCGAGGAUACUGUUGCAGUCAUGUGCUCAUCAGGCACAACCGGCUUGCCUAAGGGUGUUAUGCUCACACAUGUCAACUUUCUGACAUUAUGUGCUCAUUAUAAGUAUUAUUUUGAUUCUGUGCAAGAGAAGAAGAAAGUUCCAAUAGUGACUGGUUUAGCACUGAUACCUUGGUUCCAUGCAUAUGGUUUCAUAACUACAUUUGCUCUAAUGGCAAUGAAAAUCAAAAUUGUCUUUCUAAUUCGGUUUGAGGGUGAACAGUUUUUGGAAACAAUUCAAAAUUAUAAGAUAAACAUGACCACAAUUGUACCUCCAUUGGCAGUUUUCCUAGCAAAACAUCCACUGGUACUUAAAUAUGAUUUGUCUUCUUUGCAUGAAGUGUGGUGUGGAGCAGCUCCACUUUCAAGUGAAAUACAAAAAGCUGUCACCAAAAGGACGGGUAUUGACUUCAUUAAACAGGGUUAUGGCUUAACCGAGGCAACAAUGGCUUGUUGUGUUGAUUUAACCAGUGGUGAAAAAGUAGGAUCAUGUGGUACACCUGCCCCUGGCAUGAAAAUUAAGGUUCUAGACAUAGAGAGUGGAGAGAAAUUAGGUGUGGAGCAAGAAGGCGAAUUAUGGAUCAAGACGCCGUUACGCAUGAAGGGAUACAUGGGCGACAAAGCUGCGAGCGACGCCCUGUUCGAUGGCGAAGGCUACGUCAGGACUGGCGACAUUGGAUACUAUGACAAAGAUGGAUUUUUUUAUAUUGUCGAUAGGUUAAAAGAACUUAUCAAAUAUAAGGGAUUCCAGGUAGCUCCGGCUGAAUUGGAGGCCUUAUUGCUACAACAUAGCGGAGUCGCCGACGCCGGUGUAGUGGGUCUACCGGACGAGCUCGCGGGAGAACUGCCCAUUGCUUUCGUUGUGCCACAGCCUAACUCAAACGUGACCGAGAAGGAGCUAAUAGAAUAUGUUGCUUCAAAGCUAUCACCAGCCAAACAUUUAAGAGGAGGUGUAAUAUUUAUCAACGUAAUACCAAAAAAUGCUUCAGGGAAAAUACUGCGUCGUGAGCUGAGGACCAUGUUAAAUUUAAGCAAAAGAGCAAACUGUAACAUUUUGUAUUAAAAAAAAAAACUAAGUGCCAUGUAAUAGUUUUGAACCAUAAUUUAUUCACAAUGUUAUCUUUUCAUUUGUUUGUUAAAUACAAUUUUAUAAUAAACA
This is a messenger RNA of Bombyx mandarina (wild silkworm), 2150 nucleotides long. RefSeq names its product luciferin 4-monooxygenase-like. NCBI's taxonomy places the organism in Eukaryota, Metazoa, Arthropoda, Insecta, Lepidoptera, Bombycidae. Gene Ontology annotation, molecular function: CoA-ligase activity. The record is from RefSeq and is a predicted model, not a curated record.